AGCCUCGGAGAAUGUGCAGCCAAGUACGUCUGUAGCGUCCGUGGUGUCCGCAAGUUCGCUAGUUGUCCCGUCUUUUGCCGUCUGGAACGUGGAGCGAAGGAUCUUCUACGCGCAUGUUUCCUUGAUAGACUACAGAGUACCAGGUACCAGGUACCAGGAUGUUCCAUAAAGCGUGGUCAGCCCCGCCCAGGACUGGGUCCCAGAAUCCUGCGAGGCAGAGUCCUACGCCUGCGAGGCAUAUACACUUGGUUUUAGUGCCGGUCUCUGAUUAUAGUAAAGCCCACUCUGAACCUGUUGUUCCAGUCUCGGGCUGUCUCUGUUUUCUCAGUCAGUCUCCAAAGCAGGCGCUGAAACUAUUGCCACAAGCAAGUGCAAGUGUGUUGCUUACAGUUUUCACCGACUCGUUUGCUCGUUGCUCGUUUGAGAAGUCGAAAGGUUUACCCAGGAGACGGAAAAUCCGGAAAAAGAGACGAGAGAUGCCUGCAAAGAAAAAAGUUGAAGGCAAAGCUAAAGCCGGGAGUGGGGAGUCGCUGCGUGGGGAUACAGGAUCUGCGGCAACCGCGACUGUGGUUCGGCGCCAAAUGCCGCCGCGCGCCUGCAAGAGCAAGAGCCAGAGCGCCGCCAGUCCCAGUCUUAGUCCCAGCCGGCAGCAGCCCAGCCGCUAGCAGCUCAGCCGCCAGCAGCCCAGCCGCCUGGCCAAGAAGCCCAGCCAGACGCCGACCACCGGUUCCCAGGCGCCAUCGCAGACCAUCGCAAAGUCGAGGCUCACCGGUCUCGAGACGAUUUUGAGCGGCCCGGCGAUGAGGACGCCGCCCAGGUGGAGGACGAUGACCCGACCAGCAGCCAUGCCGUGGCAUUCGGCGAGUGCCAGCGAUCCGGCCUCGCCCUGGGUACGGGCGAAAAAAAAAGAACCCUGUCGCAGAAGCGCUGCCUGAAGGUACGCAACACCUUGGGCGAACGCAGCACCCGGCACAUGAUGAAAAUGCGGGCGUUCCAAAGCGAGCGAUUGAUACGAUACAUUCACGAGUACUCAUGCCCAAGCCCGAGCCCGAGUACUCUGUCCAGCAUCCACAUCGGGGAAUCAACAUAAAUGGGUGGCUCCGCGGACGGUGUUCCAGCAGUCGCGCUUGGGCGGUCCGAGUGAGCAGUAACGGAUCUUCUGCAGAAAUCACUGCAUAGAUACUGUUGUGAAAUCAUCAUCGUUCCUUCUGUUUCGUAGAUCAGACGCGUUUUUGUUUGGCGCUCCGCAUAUUUUCCCUUUGUUUUACAUAAACAGCCGGUGUUUUCUUAAAUAAACAUUAAAUACCUUUCUAAUCCACCUACUAUCUGUAAACCUAUUCUAUUCCGCGAGUGCAUGCCUUUUGAUUUGUGUUUAAUUAUUAUUUAUUGAACUUAAAAUUGUUCGGCGUCGGGUUGUUGUGUUUGAGUUGUUGCCGUGAGUACAUUACAUUGCAUUACAGCUCUCGUCUCUCGUCUUGUAGCUUUUGUUGUUUUAUCACUCUCUCACUAUCACCUCAACUU
Molecule: messenger RNA, 1521 nt
Organism: Drosophila miranda
Lineage: Eukaryota; Metazoa; Arthropoda; Insecta; Diptera; Drosophilidae
Exons: 2
Coding region: 159-665 (168 amino acids)
Source: RefSeq, a predicted model, not a curated record